AUGCCUUACCUCUCUUCUGAAAAACAGCUCACGUUUAUAAAAUUGGCUGUUUUAUCAAUGGCAGCAAUUCUGUCUUUUGCUACAAGGUUGUUCUCAGUCCUACGUUUUGAAAGUGUCAUCCAUGAGUUUGAUCCAUAUUUCAACUACAGAACAACUCGUUAUCUCACAGAGGAAGGUUUCUACAAAUUCCACAAUUGGUUUGAUGACCAAGCAUGGUAUCCAUUGGGACGUAUUAUAGGAGGCACAAUAUAUCCCGGCUUGAUGGUGACAUCAGCCACACUAUACAAUAUAAUGCAGUUCCUAAACAUAACCAUUGACAUUCGAAAUGUUUGCGUUUUCCUGGCACCAUUCUUUUCAUCUCUUACAACCAUUGUCACUUACCUGUUAACAAAGGAACUCAAGGAUGAGGGUGCUGGCCUUGUUGCAGCUGCAAUGAUUGCCAUUGUUCCUGGUUAUAUUAGCCGUUCCGUCGCGGGUAGUUACGAUAAUGAGGGCAUAGCCAUCUUUUGUAUGUUGCUCACCUACUAUUUCUGGAUCAAGGCAGUUAACACUGGUACAAUACUUUGGGCUACAAUGACAGCUCUUGCAUACUUCUAUAUGGUUUCCUCAUGGGGUGGCUACGUGUUCCUCAUAAAUCUGAUACCACUACAUGUCCUCGCUCUGAUGAUGCUGGGACGAUUCUCUGCCCGUGUGUAUGUUGCAUAUAGCACACUAUACUGUGUGGGUACUAUACUGUCCAUGCAGAUCUCCUUCGUCGGCUUCCAACCUGUGCAGAGUUCGGAACAUAUGCUGGCUUUGGGUACUUUUGGCCUGUGCCAGCUGUACGCUUUCGCCCAGUACCUGCGCGCCCACCUCUCCCCAGCCAACUUCGAGUUGCUGUUCAACACCCUCGUCACCACCCUGCUGGCCACUCUUGGCACCGCCGUGGUGGUGCUAACUGUCACAGGCAAAAUAUCGCCGUGGACUGGAAGGUUUUACUCACUGCUCGACCCAUCGUACGCCAAGAAUCACAUUCCUAUUAUUGCGUCUGUCUCCGAGCAUCAGCCGACCUCGUGGUCCUCGUUCUAUUUCGACCUGCAAGUGCUGGUGUUCCUCUUCCCCGCCGGCCUAUACUUCUGCUUCAGCAAGCUGACCGACGCCAACAUCUUCAUAAUACUGUACGGAGUUCUCAGCAUCUAUUUCGCGGGUGUUAUGGUCCGUCUCAUGCUGGUGCUGGCGCCAGUCAUGUGCAUCGUGUCGGGCGUUGCCACUUCCAGUCUUCUGAGCCUUCACGUAAAAGACAUAGAGCCCAAAGUAGAGAAGCACGAUAAGAAGAAGAAACAUGAGAAUAACCUGGUCUUCCGCUCCGAGGUGGGCGCGCUGUUCGUGUGCGUGCUGGGCUGCCUGCUCACCUCGUACGUGUUCCACUGCACGUGGGUGACGUCGGAGGCGUACUCUUCGCCGUCAAUAGUGCUGUCGGCGCGGUCGAACGACGGCUCUAGAAUAAUCUUCGACGACUUCCGCGAGGCGUACACCUGGCUCAAGAUGAACACGCCCGAGGACGCCAAGGUAAUGUCGUGGUGGGACUACGGCUACCAAAUCACCGCCAUGGCGAACCGCACCGUCAUCGUGGACAACAACACGUGGAACAACACGCACAUAUCGCGCGUGGGCCAGGCGAUGGCCUCCACGGAGGAGCGCGCGUACGAGAUCAUGCGCGAGCUGGACGUGGACUACGUGCUGGUGAUAUUCGGCGGCCUGGUCGGCUACUCUUCGGACGACAUCAACAAGUUCCUAUGGAUGGUGCGCAUCGGCGGCAGCACCGAUCGCGGCGCCCACAUCCGCGAGUCGGACUACUACACGCCCGCCGGCGAGUUCCGCAUCGACGGGGACGGCUCCCAGACGCUGCUCAACUGCCUCAUGUACAAGAUGAGCUACUACAAGUUCGGGCAGGUUUACACAGAAGGCGGUCGGCCCCCCGGUUACGACAGGGUCCGAGCGGCUGAGAUUGGCAACAAAGAAUUCAACCUAGAGGUGCUAGAGGAGGCGUACACCACAGACCAUUGGCUCGUGCGCAUAUACAAGGUCAAGCCUCUUCCGAACCGCGGUGCG
Iphiclides podalirius (scarce swallowtail) is the source of this 2091-nucleotide messenger RNA. NCBI's taxonomy places the organism in Eukaryota, Metazoa, Arthropoda, Insecta, Lepidoptera, Papilionidae. The record is from the annotation of a GenBank genome assembly.